CUAAUAAUUUAUCUUCCACUAUGUCCAAAAACGUCAAAAUUAUUGUAUUUUUUUAUUUUUAACAUGAUAUUUCUUUUAAUUUUUAUAAUUAUUAUUCUUCAGUAGCAGAAAUUAUGAGAAAAAAAAUAAAUGAAUGUCAUUAACCUAUUUCCUCUCAUUUUGUUUAUUAAUAAAUUACUUACAUUAUGUUAUUCAUUAACUAUUUAUAAAUAUUAUGAUGUUCAAAGCUAAGAUAUUAUUAAUAGGUAUUACGCUAACAUUAGUUAUUACUUUAUUGUUAGCUUUAUUGUAUGUCCAAGAAAUAGAGAAUGAAAGAUAUUUGAAGUUCACUGAACAGCCUGAAAAAUUAUUAAAAAAUAAGAAAUUAGCCAUAUUAGUACCUUUUAGAGAUAGAUUUGAUGAGUUGUUAGAAUUUGUACCUCAUAUUCAUUCAUUUUUAACUAGUCAAAGUAUAAGUCAUGAAAUAUUUGUUUUAAAUCAAGUUGAUCAAUUUCGUUUUAACAGAGGAUCUUUAAUUAAUGCAGGAUUUAAAGAGAUCAUUUCAUCAGACAGUUUGGUUGAUUAUAUUGCAAUGCAUGAUGUUGAUCUACUACCACUUAAUUCAUUGUUAGAUUAUCAUUAUCCUCCAAAAGGACAUGUUAGCCAUAUAGCUGCACCUCAUUUACAUCCUCGUUACCACUAUUCUUCCUUUGUUGGUGGUAUUCUUCUAAUAACUAAGAAACAUUUUAUUGAAAUAAAUGGUCUUAGUAAUAAUUAUUGGGGUUGGGGCCUUGAAGAUGAUGAGUUCUAUUUACGUUUAAAAGAAGCUAAAAUUCGUAUUCAUAGGCCAGGAAAUUUAACUACUGGAGUUUUAAACACAUUCAAACAUAAUCAUGAUAGAGCUGUAAGAAAACGUGACAUGACUAAAUGCUAUAAUCAACGUGAAGUUACCAGAAAAAGGGAUAGACUCACAGGAUUACAUAAUGUUAUAUAUUAUAUAAAAAACAAACAUAAUUUAUUAAUUGAUAGUAUUCCAACAAAAAUUAUUAAUAUUGAACUAAAAUGUAACAAAACUACAACACCUUGGUGUUUAUGCUUUGAAUAUAAUGUUAAAAAUAUUAAAAAAAAAAAAAAUUAGACUUAGACUUAUUUUACCAACUUAAUCCUACUAUUUAUUUAAGUGUGAAACUAUCGAUUUUAUAAUACAUGACUUAGUUUCGUAAAAAUGAGUAAAUAAUUAAUAAUAAAUGUUUCAAUGACUUAUUUUGUACCCAUAAUUUUUAUGAUAAUUUUAUGUUUUGAAUUUUACUUAAAUUAUUUAUUGUUAAAUGAUUGUCUGUGGCUUUCGUAUUUAUUAAUUAAUUGAUGGUGUAAAUAUUAAGUUAAUUAUUUGUUUUGAAAGUUGCUGAUGAGAAAUUAAGAUUUUGUAAGCAUAUAUUUAUAAAUUAUUUUUUGUAAUUUAAAUACUUGUUAAUUUGCAUUAGUUGAAAUUACUUACCAUAAUUUGUAAUUUUAUUACAUUAAUGAAAUUUAUUUUAUUGUUAUUAUUAUUUACUUUAUUUUUUUUAAUUUAUUACUAAGUAUUAAAUACUUUGAUCUCUUUAAUAUCUGUACUUUUUUUAGUGCAAUUUAUAAUUAUUAUUGUGACUUCAAUAAAAAAUAAAAAAGAUUUAUUUUAUUGUUUCUAAGCCCUUUCUAUAA
Messenger RNA from Daktulosphaira vitifoliae (grape phylloxera), 1680 nucleotides. RefSeq names its product beta-1,4-galactosyltransferase 7 (gene beta4GalT7). Gene Ontology annotation, molecular function: xylosylprotein 4-beta-galactosyltransferase activity. The record is from RefSeq and is a predicted model, not a curated record. The transcript is spliced from 5 exons. The coding region runs from base 215 to 1117 and encodes 300 amino acids. Gene Ontology annotation, biological process: proteoglycan biosynthetic process; carbohydrate metabolic process. Lineage: Eukaryota; Metazoa; Arthropoda; Insecta; Hemiptera; Phylloxeridae.